GUCACAGUUUUACACAUCCGGGUAAUAACAGUUUAGUACCGCUGAAAUGGGUGGAAAAUUAUCCAGAAUAUUUUCAAGAAGAAAGAGAAAUGAUGAUCAAGAACCUGAUAAUCUCGAAGAUCCAGUAUACACUAUCCCUGUACAUACAACGUACACUGACGAAUAUCCAAACCAACCUUCGAUGCCCGGAGAAAUAGGUUAUUUAAUACCUAUACGUACCACCAACAGAUCAUGUUCGGAAUCUACAACUGAAAUGCCUGGAUCGGAUUCGGAGGAAAGUGAAACUCACACGUACUAUUUUAUAAAUGGCAAGGGAAGCACAGAACGAGAAGAAGAAAAAGCGAAAGCGUGUGAAAAGGAUUGCAGUGAGAAUGUUACUUAUGAACAAAAUGCCUGCGUUAAUGCUACAGUUCAAGAGUCUGGUGUCCCACCGACGCAGGACAUAACUGAAGAUACUAAUACCACCAACAAAGAGUCGAAAACUCAGCAACUUCAAAGCCAGGAAACAGAUUGCCGUCAUAGAUAUGAGGAAAUGAUAAACCUCUAUAGAAAAAUGUUAGUGUCAAAUGUAGUUGUAAGUCAGGUCCUGCCUCAUCUGCAAACGUGCUUAAGUUGUGCUGAUAUCAGUGCAAUUAAUGGCGAGAAUAACCAACAAAAAGCAGUGGAACUUUUAUUAGAAAAAUUAUCACUAUGUCAGGAACGUGGGAAGUGGAAAAUGUUUGUGCAAGCAUUGGAAGCGUGUAAAUAUCAGACAAUAGUUGAUGCUCUAAGACGAAAACCUUCUGCAGACAAUACUGAUCAUAUAACGAUCUUACAUAUGUUUUCACCUGAACUGCGUAAAAUGAUUGUACCAUCUGAGAUAACAGCAGAACUUCUAAGGACAGACGUUAUCAAUUCUGAUGACAUAAAUGAAAUACAUCAGAAAGAACGCACUUCCGGCGCUGUUGUGGCAGCUGAUAUCUUGCUCGAAAGAAUUCCAGGCAAACAUCCGAAAUGGUUCAAUAUAUUUCUCAACGUAUUGAGAGGCAUCAACCGUGAUGAUCUGGUGGCGAUGCUAACAUUUCAAACAGGCUAG
Messenger RNA from Mercenaria mercenaria, 1075 nucleotides. RefSeq lists its product as uncharacterized. Bases 47 to 1075 code for a protein of 342 amino acids. NCBI's taxonomy places the organism in Eukaryota, Metazoa, Mollusca, Bivalvia, Venerida, Veneridae. The record is from RefSeq and is a predicted model, not a curated record. The transcript has 8 exons.